Messenger RNA from Triticum urartu, 3191 nucleotides. Its product is annotated as filament-like plant protein 7. The record is from RefSeq and is a predicted model, not a curated record. NCBI's taxonomy places the organism in Eukaryota, Viridiplantae, Streptophyta, Magnoliopsida, Poales, Poaceae.
AAGACGAUAGCUUUGUGUCCUUGUCCUCACAGUCACCUGACUCAUCACCACCCCCUUCCUCCCUCCCUCCAUACCAUAGGAUGCCUCCACAGUGUCACAGGUGACCCAGCAGCACAACAGUCCCUUCUCGGCAAGCGGCGGCAGAGCCACUGCCACUCACUCACUGGAACGAAGGGAAUCUUGUGUAUCGUUGAUUACUGGUAAAAAGUGAGAGCAUCUAUCUAUGGACCAUAAAACAUGGCUUUGGAGAAAGAAGGCAUCAGAAAGGACAGUUUUAGUAAAGAAUAAACCAAAUAUAUCAGAUAAGGAACAGGAGGAGAAGAUUGCACGGCUAGAGAGAUCACUGCAAGGCUUAAAUGAACAACUUUCAUUUGCUCAUGCUGAAUGCUUCGAGAAGGAUGCUAUUUUAUCCAAGCAAGCAAAAGUAGCUGAAGAAGCCAUACUAGGCUGGGAGAAAGCAGAGGCUGAAGCUAUAGCUAUCAAGACAGAACUUGAUGAUACUCUACAUCAGAAAGCCAUGGUUGAGCAAAGGAUUUGUCAGCUUGAUGAGGCUCUAAAUGUUGCAGCGGAAGAGAGGGAGUUGUUGAUAAAGGAUACUGCUCAAAUAAUUUCUUGUGAGAAGGAUAAAGUUUGGAAUCUAGAACAAAAUGUCGCGGAGAAAGAGAACAUAAUUGCUAGCUUGGACGAUGAGUACAGCAGACUAUCUGAAAUCCUCUCAGCAAAAGAGAAAAUCAUCUUAGAUCUAACUGAAUCAAAUGCAGUGAAAGAGUCGGACUUGAAGGACCUUGCAGUAAAACUAGAGUCAACAGAGAGAUCAAAUUCUUCUCUUAGAUAUGAGGUUUGCAUGCUGCAGAAGCAACUUGAUAUUCGUAGUGAGGAAAGGAAGUGUAACCUCAAAUCUGCUGAUGCUUCACACAAACAACAUCUUGAAAAUGUAAGGAAGAUUACUAAGCUAGAAGAAGAAUGCAAGAGAUUGCGCUCAAUGGUACGUAAAAGGCUACCAGGACCAGCUGCCGUUGCUAGAAUGAGAAGUGAAGUUGAAACACUGAGCAGCAGUACAACACACAUAAGGACGGGAAAGUUGAAUUCUUCGCCAUCCUUCAAUUCAUAUGAUCAGACACAGAACACUUCCAAUGCAUCACAUGUAAGUCCUUCAUUGCUUGCAAGGCUACACGUGACGGAAGAUGAAAAUAAGGCCAUGAAGGAAUCUCUUUCUAGAAAGGAUGGUGAACUUCAGCAUUCCCGUACCAUGCUUGCUCGCACAACCUCUAAACUUUCCCAAGUUGAAGCUCAACUCGAAGACUUAUCAGGUGAUCGAGCUACCACAGAACUGGCAAAAAGGAGUCCUACAGUGGUUGAAAAUCCUCUUUCAUCUAUCUCCGAGGGUGGUCGCAAUGAAGAUAAUGUCAGCUGUUCUGGUUCAUGGGCAUCAGCCUUGAUUUCUGAACUUGAACAUUUCAAGAAGGGGAAGCUGACUACACCUUCUUGUAAGAGCACAAGAAUGUCAGACUUAAGUUUCAUGGAUGACUUUGAAGAAAUAGAAAGGCUAGCGAUGGUAUGUGAUGAUAAGCCUUCAAAAUCAUAUGAUGUAAAGAGAGAGGCAGCAGAAUCAGCAGGUAAAGAGCUGGUUCCAGUUGAUGGUCUCAGUGAAACAGCUAAUCAAGUUCACCCGCACAAGACUGAGAAGGGACUCCUGAAGUUAAUUGAACUUGUCGAGGGAGUUAUCCAGAGAUCGUCAAAAGAUUACAGUAGCAACCUUGUGCAAUCUGGUGGCAACAUGGGUGAUCAAUCUACGCUGGUAACUGGUUAUUUCGCUCAUGCAUUCUUAUGGAAAACAUCAGAACUCACAUGUGUACUGCGACACUUCAUUGUUGUAUGCAAUGAGCUUCUGUAUGGGAAUACUGAUGUCGAAAGAUUUGUUCUUGAAGUGAGCCUCACACUAGAUUGGAUACUGAACCACUGCUUUUCACUGCAAGAUGUAUCAGAGAUGAGGGAAACUAUCAUAAAGCAUUUGCAUUUAGAUAGCACUGAUGUGCAUGAAGCUGUUGCAGCCAAACAAAUAGGAGUCCAAGCCACAAAUGGCAUAGAUGAACCCGGCACUCCAAACAGCGUGCAGAUGUCACUAGUUUCUCAAUCAAGCCCCAUGGAUAUUGGACUUAAAGCUGAUAAUGACACAGACAGUAUAAGGAAUGGAGUCUCAUUCUUCCAUGCACCGGAAGUAAAAUCUUCAAGUUUGCGAGCAGAACUUAAUGCAUUGAAAGAAACAGGAAAUCUGGUAACACAUGGUGUUGAUGGUAAAUCAACAGUGAGUGAACUUGACAAACACAAAUCCAUCGCUAACUCUGAGGUAAACAAGGGCAAUCUACAGGGAAGCAGUCACUCUACUGAAGAAGACCCAAAAUGUGUUUCUGGGAAUAAAGAUAAAAAUCUACAAGCGCAGCUGGAGAUCUCGACAGCAUCAGAGAAGCUCAUCGAGUGUCAGGAGACAAUCCUAAACCUGGGAAAGCAACUGAAAGCACUUGCAUCGCCAAAGGAUGCCACCUCGGUUCGUCCAGAGCGAAAACCUCGGUCCAAGUCACUGAAUGAGAUGCUAGCCGUCGACGACGGGGGAUUUGAUGACCUCAGCUCCCCGAAGACCAAGGAGAUUAUAUGCUCAGAAAUAAGGCCACCACAUGAAAGAAAAUUUUCGGCCGACGGGGGAGGUGACGAUUCAGAAUCGUGUUAUUCUCACCCAACACCGGUGGUUCCACCCGCCAAGCCUUCCGUUGUGAGCGGAAGCUGCAAGAAAGAAGCCGCCGCCAAGGCCGUAUCACUAGCCGUUGUCCCAAGCAAGCAGAAGGGGAACCCCAACUUGCUCAAGAGGAUCCUGACAGGAAGGAGGAGGGAUGCCAUAAUCAAACCAAAGGUGGUCCUGAGUGCUUAGCUGACAGAGACCAAGGGUAACUCUAUCCAUGAUAAAUUCCAUUUCCAUGUGUAAAUUAAGCGUGUAUCGGUUGCCUGUUGAGCUGUGUUUCUUGUCAGGUUUAGGAAGAACCAUGGAGUGUGGAUGCCGUGUAUGUAUUACAAGUAUUAGUGUGCUUUGUAGCGUUGUGGCCAGCAUUACCCUGUUCCUUAGGUGUAUGAACUUGUGUUUGCUCUUGGAUGUGGCUAAUUUGUGAGUAGCAUGCUAUUAUGUGCAUCCUUUUGAGGAA